Molecule: messenger RNA, 135 nt
Organism: Brugia malayi
Lineage: Eukaryota; Metazoa; Nematoda; Chromadorea; Rhabditida; Onchocercidae
Exons: 2
Source: RefSeq, a predicted model, not a curated record
UUUUUUUGUCUCGGAGCUUCACGCUAUAACGACACUUUGCAUCUUCUUCUCCAUUCACAUGCUAUUUUCGCUUGCAAUGCUACCCUAAUUGGAUCAAUUAUUUGCUGUGAUACUGAUACUGGGAUAGUUUAUUGA